GCGAGCGGAACACGGGGAUGGCAAAGCACAAUGUCCGGGAAGAGGCAGGGUGGAUGACCCGACAGGUUCAAGAGCGCGAUGACGCUCCGAGGGCAGCGGUCACAGGUCACACCGUGAGCAGGCUCUAGGGGGUCUCGAACCCGGGGAGGUGCCGAUCGUUUGGACGGUCCUCUUAGUGGCAGCUGCUUCGGAAAGACCGAGGUGGUCCCGUGCCGGUCACAGGUGGGCGUCGCGGGCCGAGGUCACUAGGUUUUUAGGGGCCUGGUGCCGGCCGAGCGGCACCCCCUCACUCGCGCUGCCCUCUUGAGCAGAGGGGUCUCGGGCAUCAUGGAGGAGUCCGCGGAGCAGCAGGAAUCGGCCGGCAGCCCCCGAGGCGGCGUCUCCCACCCGGGGGCCCCGCAGUGCAGCCGCUGCCUCAUCAACUUCGCGGAUUCCAAGUUCCAGGAGCGGCACAUGAAGCGGGAGCACCCGGCCGACUUCGUGGCCCAGAAGCUGCGGGGGGCGCUCUUCGUCUGCUUCACCUGCGACCGCUCCUUCCUGUCCUCCAAGGCCCUGAUGGCCCACCAGCGCGGCCACACCCCGGCCGGCCCAGCCGGCCUCGCGGCUCAGCCCCCUUUCCCGUGUCCUGACUGCGGCAAGGCCUUCGGGCAGGCGGCUUCUCUGCGGCGCCACCGGCAGGUGCACGAGGCCCCCGCGCCCGGCGGCACCUUCACCUGCACCGAGUGCGGCCAGGGCUUUGCGCAGGAGGCCGGGCUGCACCGGCACUACAUCAGGCACGCUCGGGGGGAACUCUGAGGGGCUGCAGGCCCAGCAGGAGGAUUGCUGCCCCUCCCCAAGGCGGGAGGGAGAGGGGACAAGAGCUCCUGAUGGACAGGGCCCAGAAGAUUCUCUUCCAGAGCCCUGGAGGACACGGGAAAAGUGUGCAACCAGACUGUCCAUCGAGUGAGCUUUUCUGGGAGUGAAAUAGAGUUUAUUUUUAUCUCCCUCAUUCCCAAUUAAACAGCUAGCUGCAGA
Molecule: messenger RNA, 1014 nt
Organism: Ochotona princeps (American pika)
Lineage: Eukaryota; Metazoa; Chordata; Mammalia; Lagomorpha; Ochotonidae
Gene: ZNF576
Product: zinc finger protein 576
Exons: 2
Coding region: 328-795 (155 amino acids)
Biological process (GO): regulation of transcription by RNA polymerase II
Molecular function (GO): DNA-binding transcription factor activity; RNA polymerase II cis-regulatory region sequence-specific DNA binding
Source: RefSeq, a predicted model, not a curated record